ACUAAGGCUUGUUCAGUGCCUGGUAGCAUUGAGCACACUUUAGAGGAGAGAAUAAACCUGUAUAGGAUGGCUGUUACCAAUACCAAAGUCACAGGGGAAACCUCUAAAGCUCGGAGAUAUGAGAGAGGCCUCAAGACACUACAGACUAUGCUGGCAUCAGUACGGAAAGGAGGGAAGAUUGACGAAACAGAGAUUCCCCCUCCAGUUGCAUGUGGAGUGUCUGGUAGUCCCAGUCGGCCCCCUGUCCCUGCAGCUUCACCUGAUCAGCAUGGGGAGUGUGACAGUGCUGUUGAGAUCUCUCCCAUCUCUGCAGAGGCCGUCUCUGUUGUCAUGGAUCCAGCAUCAAACACUAAAGACGAGUCUUCUGGUGUAGCAUCUCCAGCUUCCCUGUCAUCUCCAGAAGGGGAACAUGCUGCAAGUGGCGCUGUAUUGCACUUAGGUUAGCCAAGUGCUUUUGUGGCAACAUACCACAGUUUAAAG
Sinocyclocheilus grahami is the source of this 480-nucleotide messenger RNA. Its product is annotated as coiled-coil and C2 domain-containing protein 1B-like. The transcript is spliced from 2 exons. The record is from RefSeq and is a predicted model, not a curated record. Bases 67 to 444 code for a protein of 125 amino acids. Gene Ontology annotation, molecular function: DNA-binding transcription repressor activity, RNA polymerase II-specific. Lineage: Eukaryota; Metazoa; Chordata; Actinopteri; Cypriniformes; Cyprinidae.